AUGAAUCGUAUAUUUUUUGAUACUUCAAUUACAGGAGAAGGACUUGCGUGGGCCAUGCCAACGUCAAUAAUUGAUGAAGCUUCGGUGGCAAAGGAGGAAGCAAAGCUUAAUGCGGAUAUUAAAAAAUUAUUUUACCCAGAAACUUCUUUUAUGGCGCCAGGGAUGGAUAGGAAAAAUUCAGAAGAAGAUGAAGAAGAGGAAAUUGAGAGCUGUGAAAGCAGUGAGGAUGAAAUGGAAGGAGUGCCUGAUCUUUCAGGGUUUUCGAGAUAA
Blepharisma stoltei is the source of this 270-nucleotide messenger RNA. The record is from the annotation of a GenBank genome assembly. Lineage: Eukaryota; Ciliophora; Heterotrichea; Heterotrichida; Blepharismidae.